ACUACUUGUGCUUCUACUUCCAAGUAGAAUAACAACAAUAGACUUCCCCUCUUUUACUUGCAAUAAUAAUCCCCCCUCCCUCUCUACACACUUUUGUCUCUAUAUAUUUAUCAACAAAUCGGUGCUACACGAUGGACUUGAUAAAUGGCUAAUUCUCGUAAACCCAGUUCGAGUUUGACUCGGUUUUUCACUCAGAGCUGAAAAGCCCUCUUUUCUCUAUGCUGGAUCGGCACUUCUCAGCUCAUUCAAUUCAAGUGUUGUAGAGUUAGAGUAUUUAUUUCUGGGGUUUGGUAUGGGAGACGAGAUGCCUAAUGCUAAUACAAUGAAUCUUGAUUUGAACUUGGGACCUGUGGUCAAUCCUGACGAGGAGAUUGGGUCUGGUGAAUCGAUGAACUUGGAGGAAUGGUUGGGCAGGCCUGUGAAUAGACUUAGGGAGACCUUUAUGAGGCAGAGAGCUUCAAGGCCGAGGGCUGGUCAAAGGUGGCGAUCAGUAUGGAGACCGGUUCCUAUUCCUCCUGAAACGAGGGACCUUGCACUGGAGUUGAUGGCGGGUGCUGGGUUGGAAAUGGGUGAGGGGAGUGUUGCACCUGCGGAAAGGCCUAGUGAGGAAACUAAAGUGUGUGAUACUAAUAAUGGGUACUUAGAAAAUGAGGCCUUGGGAAAGAAGGAUAAUGAUGAAAAAGGUAAUGGUGAGGAUGGAAGCUUUUUUGAUUGUAAUAUAUGCUUGGACUUGGCCAAGGAACCAGUAGUGACAUGCUGUGGUCACCUGUUUUGUUGGCCUUGCCUUUAUCGGUGGUUGCACCUUCACUCUGAUGCUAAGGAAUGCCCUAUAUGCAAGGGAGAGGUAACCAUGAAGAAUUUAACUCCUAUUUAUGGUCGUGGGAAUAACAGCAAACAGGAGCCAGAAGACGAAUCAAGUCUUAAGAUCCCUCAGAGGCCCCAAGCGCGGCGGGUUGAGAGCUGGAGGCAGGCUUUUCAGAGAAAUGCAUUUACUAUUCCGAUGGAGGAAAUGAUUCGGCGUCUUGGAAAUAGAUUUGAUUUAAGCCGGGAUGUAGCCCAGGGAAAUCCUCGAAAUACUGGCAGCCCCCGUGUAUCGCCAGAGAGAAGUAACUUACUACUCAAUCGAUUUCUGACUUCUAGAGGAAUGCGAAGAGAACAGAAUGUAGGUUUGCCAUCGGAGGAAGCUGUUGACUUGUCACAAAGCAGUCCUACUAACUCUGAGGUAGUGGAGAGUCUUCGAGUUCUUCGAAGAUCACAUCCACAUCGAGCUGCUGUUAUCUCCAAUUUUACAUCUGCAUUGAGCUCUGCUGAAAGACUAGUAGAGUCUUAUUUCCGUAGUCAUCCUGCAGAGAAUGUUGAUGAUCGAGAUUCUGUAUCAAGUAUUGCUGCUGUGAUACAAUCAGAAAGUCAGACAGUUGAUACUGCAGUUGAAAUAGAUUCCCGAGUGUCACUCUCUACUUCGUCAUCAAGAAGAAGACAUGAUGCUUCUAGAAUUUCAGACGUGGAUAGUGGAGAUUCUCGUGCCCCUAGAAGGAGGCGGCUUAACUGAUUCCGUGUCUAGGCGUCUUCCCUGAGUUCUGUAAGAAUCUCUUGCACCUUGAAAGUACACUGAAGGACCCAUAUGUAAAGUGAAAAUACUUGUGCACCUGAAAGGGGAACCAAGUUCAAUUCCAUCCGUAGUUCAUUGUCCAAGAAUCUUUCAGGCAUACAGUUUUCCUGUUAUCCUUAAAUAAGCUCAUAUUCCGUUAUAUAGGGCUGUGUUCUCUUUAGACUCUUUGUAUUUCAAUUAAGUGUCUGCCAUGAAUAAUGAUGAAGCUUUGUCUAAUAGAUGCCAAUGGAUAUGGAUUAUGCAAUCAAGAGUAUGGUAUGUGUUUUAUGGUA
Molecule: messenger RNA, 1881 nt
Organism: Daucus carota subsp. sativus
Lineage: Eukaryota; Viridiplantae; Streptophyta; Magnoliopsida; Apiales; Apiaceae
Exons: 2
Coding region: 293-1549 (418 amino acids)
Biological process (GO): ubiquitin-dependent protein catabolic process
Cellular component (GO): endoplasmic reticulum
Molecular function (GO): ubiquitin-like protein conjugating enzyme binding; ubiquitin protein ligase activity
Source: RefSeq, a predicted model, not a curated record